Gadus morhua (Atlantic cod) is the source of this 2007-nucleotide messenger RNA. RefSeq names its product DnaJ (Hsp40) homolog, subfamily C, member 24 (gene dnajc24). Gene Ontology annotation, biological process: positive regulation of ATP-dependent activity. The coding region runs from base 125 to 601 and encodes 158 amino acids. Gene Ontology annotation, molecular function: ATPase activator activity; ferrous iron binding. The record is from RefSeq and is a predicted model, not a curated record. Lineage: Eukaryota; Metazoa; Chordata; Actinopteri; Gadiformes; Gadidae. The transcript has 5 exons.
AUACAACAGAGUGUACCAGGGGACGAGGAAAGGCGUCGCACACAUGUAAGAGCCGAGAUGUAUUUACAGGUCCAUGGUAUUUACAGUAUGUACAUGUUGACAUAAGAACUAUCGAAGGUCGUCCAUGAGUCAAGGGAUGUCUGAGCAAUCGCCUCCCAAGGACCUGUAUGCAGUGUUGGGAGCCGAGCCCUCGGACUCACCACAACAAUUAAAAGAUAGAUACAAGCAGCUUGCCUUGAAGCACCACCCGGACCGUCUGCGAGGGCUGUGUGCCUCGGCGGCGGAGGCCUCCCUGAAGAGGUUCCUGGAAGCAGAACAGGCCUGGAGGAUCCUUGGAAACCAGGAGGCCAGGAGUCAAUAUGACCUGCACAGAAAAGACAUUGAUUUGCAACAGGCCUGGCCAGUGGAUUCCAUGAUUUCUCAAGACGACAUGAUAUUUAAUCCAGAUGACAAAUCAUAUACAUAUGCGUGUCGCUGUGGCGGUGAGUUCCUCCUCCCAGAAGAGGAGCUGAGUGAUGAGAUGGCAUCGAAACAAGGGAUUCAAGGAGCAGAGGUGUGCUGUGAUACCUGCUCGCUGAGUGUAUGUGUCACAAAGUCCUGAUAGUGGAGGGCCAGCAACAGGCAGUGAACAAUUCUGAAUGACCAACUUGCCUGUUGAAGGCCAACACAAAAUCAGUGCAACUGUUUCCAAACCUACCAUGUGCAAAGUGGUCCUGAUUCAGUUUUGGCUGUUGAUGACUAUAACAGUAUGCAACUGUGUUGUUUUAUCGCCAAAUCUCUAAAUUGGAUGAAAAGGAAAUUUGGUUUUACUGAAUAAUAUCUUCGACAUACAUGUUAUGAACAAACACUCGUAGAAAUUGUAACGCACUUCUUAGAAGUUUGUUCCACUGCUGUUAUCAUUGCAGAAAAGUCGCCUUGUCAGCCAAACGUAGUUCUACCAUGAAGCUGUGUCUGUUCCCACCAUCGUUCUCAGUGUAAGGCCUAAGGCAGGCAGGCUGGGAGUCACCACAUCUAACCUGGACAUCACCACACAGGCUUUGUUUACUUUACGCCUCACCGGAGGACACAUAUCCGGUUAAAUGUGCAUGUGUAAUGAGCUGGUAAAUGAUGAUGAUGUUAUUGCAUGCUGCUGUGCUAGGCUGCAGCGCAGUGUUGCUCCCACAGCACACGGCCCUUUCUGCCACGGCCCUCGGGUUUACAACUAGUUCUGUGUUUGUUAGUCUGUAAUAAAAGAAAAUAACGCAACAUCCAUCCCUACAGGGUGUCUGUCGGUCAUCGUGCACCCCCAAGUGUUUGAUUGGUCACCCUGUUUUUUCUAGACAUUUUUUUGCAUCCUCGUGUGAGAUGAUGGUGAAAUGAUCUGAUGUCUUAUUAUGGUGUGUUCCUGAAUCCUCAGACGCCAGCCUUCCGAGUUGCACUUUUGACGUCAUUUUUGGUCUCGGAGCAUUUAUAGCGUUUCUGUUCGUCUUUGUGUUUGUGUCAUGAAAUUGGCUAGUCGUUGUUUAAUGUUAGCUACAUAAGCCCCAUUAGCAAACCAGCCCGAAAACAAACAACACAACUUUACAUUGUAUUGCACGCACAGCAAGACCGUGCAAUGCAUAAAUUGGUGACCGGAAUAAAGUACCAAUGUCAUUGUCGACAUUAAAAUGACCAACGUGGUACAAAUGCAAAGAAAAUAAAUGUCUUCACGGGCGCAGCCAUUUUGUUGAGUGUCAUCACUGCUCUCGGUCUACGCUCAGAAUUCCGAAAGAUGAAGACAAAAAGGGGGCGUGCCUCCGAGAAAUGCAGCAAGAAAGCUGGGAGAUCUUCGACUAUCGCCUCGGAAGGCUGGCGUCCGAAUAUUGAGGAACGCACCAUUAUUGCUGUAUUUGCUGUGUUUCUUUUGAUCAUUUGUCACCAAGUGCCGUGACCAAAAAAGAUAUUGUCAUGCACGCAAACCCAGGCCUUACAUGUAUUAUAUGUUAUUUCCUGCUCUUGUUAAUACAGAUUGAAGCUAAUUUCUGUGAA